This is a messenger RNA of Cercocebus atys (sooty mangabey), 735 nucleotides long. RefSeq names its product putative golgin subfamily A member 6B. The record is from RefSeq and is a predicted model, not a curated record. Lineage: Eukaryota; Metazoa; Chordata; Mammalia; Primates; Cercopithecidae. Gene Ontology annotation, molecular function: protein binding. The transcript is spliced from 6 exons. Gene Ontology annotation, cellular component: Golgi apparatus; Golgi cisterna membrane; cis-Golgi network. Gene Ontology annotation, biological process: Golgi organization; spindle assembly. The coding region runs from base 16 to 735 and encodes 239 amino acids.
CUCCAGAGUGACUUUAUGGACCUCCCGAGGGAGAAGGUGGACGGGAAGCAGCAGGUAGAGAAACUAGAGCUUGGAUUCAUCCAGCUCUCUGGAGCCACAGAGAGCAUGAGAGAGUACAUCACGGUAUAUGAGAGCCAGGGGGCAGUGCCAAACACGCGGCACCAGGAGGAGGAAGCCAGCAGGCUGGCCCAGAACGAGGAGGAGAUGAAGGUGAAGCUGCUGGAGCUGCAAGAUAUGGUGUUGCCGGUUGUGGGUGACCACGAGGGGCAUGACAAAUUCCUCCCUGCUGCCCAGAACCCUGUUAAUGAGCCCGCUCCAGGGGCCCCAGCCUCCCAGGAACUUGGGGCUGUGGAGGAGCAGAGUGAUUUUCAGGACAGCGUGGAGCCUGCACCGGGACAGGCCAGGAAGGGUUCUCCCUGUGACAAUCCCACUGCACAGAAGAUCCUGCAGCUGCUUCCUGUAAUGCAGGACACCCAGGAGGCUGAGUCCUUACAUUCCUGGACGGUGAUGUUUGUUAUUGAAGAACCAGAGGCUAGUGGAGCUGGUUUGUUUGGAGGAGGCCUGAUGGCCUCCCUGCUCUCACCAAAGCAACUUUUCCCUCAGAGGAGCUCCCGUCUUCUUAUUCAGAGGCAGCUGAGGCGGAGUGCCGGUUGCCCCACGGGCUCCCUCCAGGCUGAGUUCAUCGCCCUGCACCCUAGUGACCAGAGCAGGCUUCACAGCACAAGAGCCAUCUAA